AUGGAGAACUCAACGCAAUUCACGUCAUUUAUACUAGCUGGAUAUAGUGAUAGUGGACACUUAAAGUACUUGUAUUUCAUUUUAGUAACUGUGUUAUACGUCUCCAUAGUUUUUGCGAACACAGUGCUUAUUGUGGUUAUAUGUAUGGAGAGAAGCCUUCAUGAACCCAUGUAUCUGUUUCUGUGCAGUUUGUUUGUGAAUGAGUUGUAUGGUAGCACUGCUUUGUUUCCUGCUCUUAUGACUCAUUUGGUUUCAGAUGUCCAUGCAGUUUCCACUGUGUACUGCUACCUACAGAUCUUUUGCAUGUACACAUAUGCAUCUAUUGAAUUCAGCAAUUUAGCAGUCAUGUCCUAUGACAGGUACCUUGCUAUAUGUUAUCCACUACAGUAUAACGUCAUCAUGACACCCAACAGGGUGUGUAUUUUAAUUUGUGUAAUAUGGUUGUACACUUUUGUAACAAUUACCGCAGUACUGUCUUUAACUAUUCGUUUGCAAUUGUGUGGAAACGUUAUAGACAAACUAUAUUGUGACAACUACCUGGUAGUGAAACUUGCCUGUUCAACUUCAGACACGACAGUUAAUAACAUCUAUGGACUCUGUGUAAUUGUGUUGAAUGUCGUUGUCACUUUAAUUACUAUUAUGUCCUCUUAUAUUAAAAUUCUGACUAUUUGUUUGAAGUCUUCCAUCAACACCAGACAGAAAGCUUUCAGCACCUGUAUUCCUCAUCUGGCCUCAAUGCUCAACUUCGCUUUCGGCUGUUUCUUAACUCUGCUCCAGAGUAGAUUUGAUAGGCCUAUGAGAAAUGUUCCAACUGUGCUUCACACUAUUUUAUCAGUGUACUUUCUGAUGUGCCAGCCACUUUUUAAUCCUAUCGUGUAUGGAAUUAGGAUGGCUAAAAUCAGACAGGCUUUUAAAAACAUACUACCUGUAGGUCUCUACCCUAAAAGAUUAACCAAACAUUAGAGUGACCUUUUCUGUCCUGAUUGUUAGAUUUUUGUAUCGUUGACUUGUGUGUUUUGUUACUUAUAGGCUAGUUGCAAUAAUGAAUGGGGGUGAGGACGGCAGAAAUAAUUUGCUAAUUUGUGAAAUAUUGUCAUUUACCUUCUAUUCACUUGCUGAUCUCCAUUGGUUCCAUGUCUCUCAAAGAAUUGACUUAAAAUGAUCCUUGUGUACAAAGCCCUAAAUGGCAUCAAAUCCUCCUACCUAUCAGACGUACUCUCCCCUAUGAACCUCCACGCACCCUAAGUUCAAGCCACGCCAAACUGCUCCAUGCACCCAGGACCUGGCUCCACAGAAUGGAGGACUGUUUAUUUUCCUCCCAAGCACCACAUCUUUGGAACUCCCUUCCUGAAAAUCUCAGGGCUCCUCAGACUGUUGGGGCUUUAAAUCAGGCCUUAAGAUGUAUCUUUAUCGGCUGGCCUUCCCUUCCUCCUUGACUUUGAUUGGUUCAUGAUAUGGUUAUAAAUCAAUAUUAUUUUUUCAAAAUGUUUUUAGUUCAUCUUUUAUUUUAUGCACUUUGAGAUCAUUCUUGUAAUGAAAAGCACUUUACAAAUGUUGUAUAUUAUUAUUAGUAGUAGUAGUAGUAGUAGUAGUAGUAGUAGUUGUAGUAGUAGUAGUUGUAGUUAAAUAAAUAAAAACAAGAAGUUCAUGACUUCCUCUUCAUUACUUAAAUUGACACUUCUGCCUUAUCCAAGUAUGUAACAAAUCAAGACAUACAAAACCGUCUUGAUUGAUUGACAACAGUGAAUAUACCAAUGUAAAUGUGUAAAAGAUAAGGCCAACUUAUAGCCGACAUGGCACCAUUACAUCCAUCACUAAUGGAAAAUGGGUCUGUACGGUACAUACAGUACAAGCAUGAUGAUUGUUUGACAUUUUGAAAGAGAAAUCUCGGGAAAUACUGUAAAAUGAAAACCAACAAAAUUCGGUCAUGAAUCUGAAUGCAUGUCAUGUUAUCUGACGGCCAACUGUUUAAUGUAACAUGAUAUCUGUGUGCUAGCUAGCUGACAGAUGGCCAGAUACCUUUUUUGAGGUUAGGCGUCUUGUUUGUCCAGGGUCACUGUGAGAUAUGUUUGACCCAUAUAAUCCAGUAAGGGUCAAUGUAUUCCAUCCAUCCUUUAAAGAUAAAAGGGUGCCAUUUCAACACUUAAUAGCCAUAUUUUGUUACUGUUAGUAUUCUCAGCUACACUUAACAUUGAACUGUUCUUUUGCCUGUGUAAUAAAACUGUAAUUACUUUUGGAGCAACAUUUUAUUAGUAUGUUACAUAAUACUUUGAUAAUUGCAUUUUCAUUGCAUAGCAAUGAGCUGAGUUUUUGUAACUCCUGUGAACAACAGGAAUAGUGACUGUUCCUUAUUCCAACUUAUGUAAUAACAUUAUUAUGCAAUUAUAAACCAUUUACAAAGUCCUAGGUAACAAUGUUGCUAUUGUAAUAAUCAAAGUUACUACACAUGUAUAAGAACAUGAUGUAAAGUGUUACUGUAUUACCUUAUGUCUCUCAUUAUGAAAAUACACUGAUUCUACAAAACAUUAAGAACACCUUCCUAAUAUUGAGUUGCAAAUAUAUGUUUUUGUUCAGUGUAGUUGUAGUCACCUCCAAAGUAACUAUUUGUUCCCCCAAAAAAUACACAGAUUUUUUAAAUUUAUUCAACAUGCAACAAUUUGACUGAGUUACAGUCCAUAUAAGGAAAUCAGUCAAUUGAAAUAAAUUCAUUAGGCCCUAAUCUAUGGAGUUCACAUGACUGGGAAUACGAAUAUACAGUGGGGAGAACAAGUAUUUGAUACACUGCCGAUUUUGCAGGUUUUCCUACUUACAAAGCAUGUAGAGGUCUGUAAUUUUUAUCAUAGGUACACUUCAACUGUGAGAGAUGGAAUCUAAAACAAAAAUCCAUAAAAUCACAUUGUAUGAUUUUUAAGUAAUAAUUUGCAUUUUAUUGCAUGACAUAAGUAUUUGAUCACCUACCAACCAUUAAGAAUUCCGGCUCUCACAGACCUGUUCGUUUUUCUUUAAGAAGCCCUCCUGUUCUCCACUCAGUACCUGUAUUAACUGCACCUGUUUGAACUCGUUACCUGUAUAAAAGACACCUGUCCACACACUCAAUCAAACAGACUCCAACCUCUCCACAAUGGCCAAGACCAGAGAGCUGUGUAAGGACAUCAGGGAUAAAAUUGUAGACCUGCACAAGGCUGGGAUGGGCUACAGGACAAUAGGCAAGCAGCUUGGUGAGAAGGCAACAACUGUUGGUGCAAUUAUUAGAAAAUGGAAGAAGUUCAAGAUGACGGUCAAUCACCCUCGGACUGGGGCUCCAUGCAAGAUCUCAACUCGUGGGGCAUCAAUGAUCAUGAGGAAGGUGAGGGAUCAGCCCAGAACUACACAGCAGGACCUGGUCAAUGACCUGAAGAGAGCUGGGACCACAGUCUCAAAGAAAACCAUUAGUAACACACUACGCCGUCAUGGAUUAAAAUCCUGCAGCGCACGCAAGGUCCCUCUGCUCAAGCCAGCGCAUGUCCAGGCCCGUCUGAAGUUUGCCAAUGACCAUCUGGAUGAUCCAGAGGAGGAAUGGGAGAAGGUCAUGUGGUCUGAUGAGACAAAAAUAGAGCUUUGGGAAUGGGAAUACGAAUAUACAUCUGUUGGUCACAGAUUCCUUUAAAAAAAUGGUAUGGGCAUGGAUCAGAACCAGUCAGUAUCUGGUGUGACCACCAUUUGCCUCAUGCAGCGCGUCAUAUCUCCUUCACAUAGAGUUCAUCAGGCUGUUGAUUAGUACCUGUGGAAUGUGGCCCACUCCUCUUCAAUGGCUGUGUGAAGUUUCUGGAAAUUGGCGGGAACUGGAACACGCUCUUGUACACGUUGAUCCAGAGUAUCCCAAACAUGCUCAGUGGGUGACAUGUCUGGUGAGUAUGCAGGCCAUGGAAGAACUGGGACAUUUUCAGCUUCCAGGAAUUGUGUACAGAUCCUUGCGACAUGGGGCCGUGCAUUAUCACGCUGAAACUUUAGAUGAUGGCGGCGGAUGAAUGGCACGACAAUAGGCCUCAGGCUCUUGUCACGGUAUCUUUGUGCAUUAAAAUUGCCAUAGAUAAAAUGCAAUUUUAAUUGCCUGUAGCUUAUGCCUGCCCAUACCAUAACCCCACUGCCACCAUUGGGCGCUCUGUUCACAACGUUGACAUCAGCAAACCGCUCGCCCAGACGCCAGAGCGUCGCUCGCCAUCUGCCCGGUACUGGAUUAAUCUGUGAAGAGCACACUUCUCCAGCGUGCCAGUGGCCAUCGAAGGUGAGCAUUUGCCCACUGAAGUCGGUUACUACACUGAACUGCAGUCAGGUCAAGACCCUGGUGAGGACGACGAGCACGCAGAUGAGCUUCCCUGAGACAGUUUCUGACAGUGUGUGCAGAAAUUCUGCAAACCAGUGGAGGCUGCUGAGGGGAGAAUGGCUCAUAAUAAUGGCUGGAAUGGAGUAAAUGGAAUGGUAUCAAACACAUCAUGUGUUUGAUACCGUUCCAUUCACUCCAUUAUAUUUAAUUCCAGUUUCAUCAGCUGUCCGGGUGGCUGGUCUCAGACAAUCCUGCAGGUGAAGAAGCCGGAUGUGGAGGUAAAGAAAUGAACAUUAAAUUCUCUGGCAACAGCUUUGGUGGAUAUUCCUGCAGUCAGCAUGACAAUUGCACGCUCCCUUAAAAUUUGAGACAUCUGUGGAAUUGUGUUAUGUGACAAAACUGCACAUUUCAGAGUGGCCUUUUAUUGUCCCCAGCAUAAGGUGCACCUGUGAAUGAUUGUGCUGUUUAAUCAGCUUCUUGAUAUGCCACACCUGUUAGGUGGAUGGAUUAUCUUGGCAAAGGAGAAAUGCUCACUAACAGGGAUGUAAACAAAUUUGUGCACACAGUUUGAUAGAAAUAAGCAUUUUGUGCGUAUGGAACAUUUCUGGGAACUUUUAUUUCAGUUCAUGAAACAUGGGACCAACACUUUAUAUGUUGCAUUUAUAUUCUUGUUCAGUAUACAUAGACUGAAAAAAACCUGCAAUACCACAGCUAUCCCUUGGUGGUGCAGAUGUUUCAUUAUCUGGCUGCAGUUCUGAAAAGUUAAGUGUGCCUUGAAUUCUAAAUAAAUCACUGACAGUGUCACCAGCAAAGCACCCCCAUAUCAUACCUCCUCCUCCACGCUUCACGGUGGGAACCACACAUGCGGAGAUCAUCCGUUCACCUACUCUGCCUCUCACAAAGACACGGCGGUUGGAACCAAAAAUCUAACAUUUGGACUCAUCAGACCAAAGGACAGAUUUCCUCCGGUCUAAUGUUCAUUGCUCGUGUUUCUUGGCCCAAGCAAGUCUCUUCUUCUUAUGGGUGUCCUUUAGUAGUGGUUUCUUUGCAGCAAUUCGACCAUGAAGUAUUCUAAAAUUAAAUUGAUCCUUUAAUGAUGCAAGAAGCAAUGGUACAUUUAUUUAAUAAACAUUUUUUUUCAUGGCUUACUAACACGCACACACACACACACACACAGAGGGAAGGAACUCUUAGAGCAACAUAUAUAAAAGUUGCUCAACCUCAUUACAUUUCGUUGGGAAUCAUUGAUGGACAGCAAUACUCAAACCUUGUCUCUGAUUUUCAAGCAAAAUGUCAGUCAGGACUGAGACUAUACCACUCAGGAACACUAAACCGCUAUUGGAAAGCCAUUCUUGUGUGUCUUUGGUAUUAAAAGUUAAACUGAAAAAUAAAACGAUCUCAGGGUUAGGUUUUCAGAAGACUGAAGUGGGGUUUCCUCUAUCUUUUUACCUGGGCUUUGCUCCUUUCAUAUUUAUUUUGAUCAUGACAAACUCCCCAGUCCAUUCUGAUGACAAGCAUACCCAUACCACAAUUGAAAAUAGUGUUUUACUCUGUGUUGUGUUAUAUUUGACCCAACCCUGUAGUUUUUAAUUUAGGCGAAAACAUUUAUGUAUUUGCUAUGUUGUCUUGCGGUAUUACUUAACAGCCUUGUUGCAAACAGAAUGGAUGGUUUGGAGUGGAUUUUUUAACACAGGCUUCUUUCUUUUCACUUUGUCAUACAGUAAUAUAGAGUGAAUGCAAUGUUGUUGAUCCCUUUGUAUUUUCAGGUAUUAUUGUUCAUGAGAGAAAUGUGCAGUUAUGCACAUUUUGCAGUGGGGCAGGGAGAACAUUUAGCAGUUGUUUUUUGGUUGCCAGGGGGGACGGGGGGAAUUAUGUCACUUAUUGGCUGAGCUGGCACUGCACUAACCUAAACACCCACGGGAGGCUGAGAGUCAAACCAUGACAAUUUAAUUGUUGGUGUCAUUGGAGUUCAAGUAAACACACUGCUGUAUACAGGUUUUGUUCUUCCUUUAAAAGGUAUAAAAGGUCAGUGAUGUGACAGUAGUUUCUGUGGAAUAGCCCACUGACACAACAUACAGUAGACCUGUCUACACCACAGCAGUGUGAAGAAAGAUACCAGGUGAUAUAGACUUACAUACUGUUUUAAAAUAUAUGUAUAUGUAUGUAUAUAUUUGUAUUGGUGUUUUGAUUAUUUUUUCAGACAGUAAGAAAAUCAAAGUGGGACACAGGCAAGUGGGAGAAACAUGGACACAGGGAUUGAACCCUGGUCUCUGGUGGGGAGAUGUUUGUGAUUUAUGAUGAGUGUUACCACACCACAUCUCUGCACGACUCGCUUCCUGUUUGAUUCUCACACUAUGAUUGGAGUGUUUGUAAGUGUAACAGUAGAGGAAAGACUGGUAAACUGAGUGUCAAAAAUUGAACUACUCUAGCGAUAAAUUAUUUUGCUGUAUGGUCUACUCAAUGUCCAUUACAGCCACAGGUAACACUUUUUUUCCAUGGUGAUGCCUAUGGAAUCACUUUGAAGACUAAUACUGUUGCAAUAAUGAAAACAGUCUUGAUAAUUGAUGGCAAUUCUAAGAAUGAUGCAAUUAUGCGAUGUCAAUAAGAAAUUGAUAGUUUCACCUAAUAGACACUGUUAUCCUUGUCUUGUGGAGCAAAUAUAUCUACAAAUACUUCUAUAGGUACUAUUAGGAAAAUGGAGAACUCAACGCAAUUCACGUCAUUUAUACUAGCUGGAUAUAGUGAUAGUGGACACUUAAAGUACUUGUAUUUCAUUUUAGUAACUGUGUUAUACGUCUCCAUAGUUUUUGCGAACACAGUGCUUAUUGUGGUUAUAUGUAUGGAGAGAAGCCUUCAUGAACCCAUGUAUCUGUUUCUGUGCAGUUUGUUUGUGAAUGAGUUGUAUGGUAGCACUUCUUUGUUUCCUGCUCUUAUGACUAAUUUGGUUACAGAUGUCCAUGCAGUUUCCACUGUGUACUGCUACCUACAGAUCUUUUGCAUGUACACAUAUAUAUCUAUUGAAUUCAGCAAUUUAGCAGUCAUGUCCUAUGACAGGUACCUUGCUAUAUGUUAUCCACUACAGUAUAAUGUCAUCAUGACACCCAACAGGGUGUGUAUUUUAGUUUGUGUAAUAUGGUUGUACCCUUUUGUAACAAUUACCACAGCACUGUCUUUAACUAUUCGUUUGCAAUUGUGUGGAAACGUUAUAGACAAAGUAUAUUGUGACAACUACCUGGUAGUGAAACUUGCCUGUUCAACUUCAGACACGACAGUUAAUAACAUCUAUGGACUCUGUGUAAUUGUGUUGAGUGUCGUUGUCACUUUAUUUACUAUUAUGUCCUCUUAUAUUAAAAUUCUGACUAUUUGUUUGAAAUAUUCCAUCAACGCCAGACAGAAAGCUUUCAGCACCUGUAUUCCUCAUCUGGCCUCAAUGCUCAACUUCACUUUCGGCUGUUUCUUAACUCUGCUCCAGAGUAGAUUUGAUAGGCCUAUGAGAAAUGUUCCAACUGUGCUUCACACUAUUUUAUCAGUGUACUUUCUGAUGUGCCAGCCACUUUUUAAUCCUAUCAUGUAUGGAGUUAGGAUGGCUAAAAUCAGACAGGCUUUUAAAAACAUACUACCUGUAGGUCUCUACCCUAAAAGAUUAACCAAACAUUAG
Coregonus sp. 'balchen' is the source of this 7961-nucleotide messenger RNA. Lineage: Eukaryota; Metazoa; Chordata; Actinopteri; Salmoniformes; Salmonidae. The record is from the annotation of a GenBank genome assembly.